Phyllostomus hastatus (greater spear-nosed bat) is the source of this 1252-nucleotide messenger RNA. RefSeq names its product peptidylprolyl isomerase C (gene PPIC). Lineage: Eukaryota; Metazoa; Chordata; Mammalia; Chiroptera; Phyllostomidae. The record is from RefSeq and is a predicted model, not a curated record. The transcript has 5 exons. Gene Ontology annotation, biological process: protein folding; protein peptidyl-prolyl isomerization. Gene Ontology annotation, cellular component: intracellular membrane-bounded organelle. Bases 112 to 750 code for a protein of 212 amino acids. Gene Ontology annotation, molecular function: peptidyl-prolyl cis-trans isomerase activity.
UCCAACCGGGAGCGCGCAGGCGCAGCUGGCCGGGAGUCCCAGCACUAGUCAGGGAACCCGCUGAAGAACCCGAGCCGCUGCAGCCACUACCGGCACUGCCGCCCGUUCGCCAUGGUUUCAGGUUCCCGGCUGCUGCUACCUUUGGUGCUUUGCCUGGGGCUUGGCGUACUCGUGCUUUCUGCGGGGUCCUCGGGCCUCCGAAAGCGAGGCCCCUCGGUGACGGCCAAGGUUUUCUUGGAUGUGAGGAUUGGAGACAAAGAUGUUGGCAGAAUCGUGAUUGGCCUCUUUGGGAAGGUUGUGCCCAAGACUGUGGAAAACUUCGUCGCUUUGGCAACCGGAGAGAAAGGAUAUGGAUUUAAAGGAAGCAAAUUUCAUCGCGUCAUCAAAGAUUUCAUGAUCCAAGGAGGAGACUUCACCAACGGAGACGGCACUGGCGGUAUAAGCAUUUACGGUGAGACAUUUCCAGAUGAGAACUUCAAACUGAAGCAUUACGGCAUUGGGUGGGUCAGCAUGGCCAAUGCCGGGCCUGACACCAAUGGCUCUCAGUUCUUUAUCACCUUGACCAAGCCCUCCUGGUUGGAUGGCAAACAUGUGGUAUUUGGAAAAGUCAUCGAUGGAAUGACAGUGGUCCACUCCAUAGAACUUCAGGCGACUGAUGGGCAUGACCGUCCACUCACCGACUGCUCCAUUGUCAACAGUGGCAAGAUAGACGUGAAAACACCCUUUGUGGUUGAGGUCCCCGACUGGUGAUGCACCUGGCAGAAAACAAGGAAAAUGCCCUACCAGGGUGUGUGUGUGUGUGUGUGUGUGUGUGUGUCUUUUGACUUUUCAAAGUUACUGUUUGCACUGUCUUUACUUGCUUCUAUUUCCCACUCCAGAACACAGGAGAGUUUCUGCCAAAGCUUACUUUGCAUGAAUUUUGGUAAGUCACUUGUUUAGGGACUUUGUACUUAAAAGACAUAUCCCCUUUCUUUAGUGGUGCUAUUUUUAAACUAGAAAACUUUGUAUUAGCUAUUUUCUUUUGAGGAACACAAUCAUUAUUUCCUGAAUUACUUGUGACCCCCAAGUUAAGUGUUGCUGAAGAUUUGUCAGGAAAACAUGGGGACAAGAAGUUUAUUAUUUUGUAUUUAAACAAACUCUCUUUGGGUAAAGGGAGAUUUGAUUGGGAUAAUCUGAUCUAUGUCCUGGGGACCUUUACCUGAUGACAGGUGCUGUGAUGCUCUCUAUAUUAAACACCUUAUAUAUAGAUCAA